CCGCUUGGUUUCCAAACGGAGCGGGUUUGCAGGCUUUGUUGCAACACUGUGUUGUGUUUGUUGGACAGCAAGCUGAGGUAAAGAUUGUAGAUCUCGAGAAUCUACUUAAUUCCAUUUAAAGGUAUUUUCUGCAACUUUAUUUAAUUAUUUAAUUAAUAGUCGGUGACGCCGACGUAUCUUGGAUGCUGACGAUUGCUCCUCUCUGUCUUCUGUGGAGAGCAGCUCGCUGGGGAGAAGGAGGAACGGACAAAGAGUUGUUAACGAGUGUUCUCUGCAGAUGUGCAACAGAAGUUGGGGGUUACAGAGAGGGUUCCUUGUACAUGGAGUCUGGACAAGCAGGACCAGGAGGGCCGUCCCAAUCAGGAUGGAGAGCAGCUGGUGAUGGUUUGGUGAUGAGUGUCACCAGUGUACCAGUGAUAAUGGCUCCUCUGAAAAGUGAAGAUGAUGAUAAAGAAUCUCAGGCCCAUCUUCAUCAAAUCAAAACUGAAGGCAACACAGAGGUAGAGGCUCCAACCAACAACCCAGCUAAACAGAUAAAACCUGAACGUGAUGGAGAGGACUAUACAGGACCAGAAAAGACCAGUAACCCAGACCCAAACAGUUAUUUACAACCAAAUAGUGACCAAAAAUCUUCACGCUCUUCUGAGAUAAAACAUUUGUCACAUUUUGGACCUGAAAUGGACGACAGUGAUGAUAGCUUGGAUGACAACAAGGCACAUAGGUCAGUUGUAAACAGUGAUGUGGAGAGCAACACCACCAAAAAAUCCCUCAGCUGCUCCGAAUGUGGUAAAGAGUUUCACUGCCAACGAUCUCUCCAGAGACACAUGAAAAGGACUUUGAGCUGUUUUAACACUAAGAAAUGUUUUGGAGUGACACAAAAUGUAAAUCUGCAGAAAAAAGUCCACACAGGGAACAAAAGAGUUCGAUGUGAUGACCUUAGGAUACACACGAAAAGCUACACAGCAAAAACACCAUUCAGCUGUGAUGAAUGUGGGCAAAGAUUUAUUCGAAAAGCAAGCUUAAACCAACAUGUUAGAAGCCACACAGGAGAGAGACCAUUUAGUUGUGAUGAAUGUGGGCAAAGAUUUAGUCGAAAGGAAGGUUUAAACCAACACAUGAGAAUCCACACAGGAGACAAACCAUUCAGAUGUGAUGAAUGUGGAUUUAGAAGUAGUCACGGGGCAAGCUUAAAGCUACACAUGAGAAUCCACACAGGCGAUAAACCAUUUAGCUGUGAUGAAUGUGGACACAGAUUUAGGCAAAAGGCAAACUUAAACCGUCACCUGAAAAUCCACACAGGUGACAGACCAUUCAGCUGUGAUGAAUGUGGACUUAGAUUUAAUCAAAAGGUACAUUUAAAUCUACAUUUGAGAAUCCACGCAGGAGACAGACCAUUCAUCUGCGAUACGUGUGGACAAAGAUUUAGUCGAAAUACGCAGCUAAUCUCACACAUGAGAAUCCACACAGGAGAGAGACCAUUCAGGUGUGAUACAUGUGAACAAAAGUUCAGUCACAAGACAGACUUAAACCGACACAUGAGAAUCCACACAGGAGAAAAACCAUUCAUCUGUGGUGAAUGUGGACAAAGAUUUACUCGAAAGACGCACCUAAUCCCACACAUGAGAGUCCACACAGGAGACAAACCUUUCGGCUGUGAUAAAUGUGAACAAAAAUUUACUCGAAAGGCACGCUUAAUCCGUCACAUGAAAACGCACACACGAGAGACCAUUCAGUUAUAGGCAAGGCGAUAGGCAAACACAAAACCGACACGACAGAUUUUGUUUGAGGUUUGUGUUGAAUUAUUUAGGUUUAGGACUGAUCUUUUCCAAUAUUGGUAUUGGGCUCUGAAUUCUCUAUCUCAACAAUCCACAGAGGGAGCUUUUAUGGUCCCGUGUUUAUAACACCUCACCCAGAUAUUCUGUCCAUAGAAGUAAUGAAAUCAUUUGGUGACUUUGGUGAAAUCCAACCCUCACUGGAAACAAAUGCAGUGGAAUCCAAAUCUAGCUCUGGCAAAGCUCUUCGAAUUAUUCAUCCCUCUGACCCACAAUAAUCUGAAUCAAGGUCAGCGACCACCCAUCCCCCAGUACAAGGUGUUGAUGGUUAACAGCUUCCCCCUCCUGAGUCUUCAGAUGAUCCUUCGCUGAUAGAAAGAUGAUAUUCCAUGUCCCUAGAGAAAUUAUCCGACCGCCUGGUUCCCUUCCACAGGUGGUGAGUCCUCAGGAAGGAUAACUAAGGUUUAUGGGGUAAAACGUUAAGCUAAAAAGGGAUGAGAAAAUAGUGCGUCAUAAAGCGGUUAACAUGCAAUAGACAAGGGGAAAACUGAAGGGAGGAGCCCACAGAAAAGUUGCUCCAAUUCAUCAUUCCAGCCAGUCAAUGUAUAUAUUAAGGAAAAUUCUAGAAAAGACUGCUAGCUAAAAUGUUUCUGUCCUUCGGGACAAUGUGACUCACAUGCAGAAGGUGAAGGAAGACAUGGGAAUCUUCAGCUUGGGUUAUUUUGCUCAUACGCUGCAGCUUGUUGAGCCCGAUGGACUAAUUUUGUUAUUGAUGUUUUCACUAAUGCACAUAAAGUUGUACUGCUUCAACUUUAGUUUUUUUUUUUUUUUUUUUGGUCAAACUUCCCCUUAAUCUUGCUUCAUGAAAUACCUAACCAGGUUUAACAUAUAUUAUUAUAUAUUGCAGUUUUUUGUAUAAAAUAUUUUAAUUAAAGUGGAUUUUUAUGCUGA
Melanotaenia boesemani (Boeseman's rainbowfish) is the source of this 2723-nucleotide messenger RNA. Its product is annotated as gastrula zinc finger protein XlCGF57.1-like. The record is from RefSeq and is a predicted model, not a curated record. Gene Ontology annotation, cellular component: nucleus. The transcript has 2 exons. Gene Ontology annotation, molecular function: DNA-binding transcription activator activity, RNA polymerase II-specific; RNA polymerase II cis-regulatory region sequence-specific DNA binding. NCBI's taxonomy places the organism in Eukaryota, Metazoa, Chordata, Actinopteri, Atheriniformes, Melanotaeniidae. Gene Ontology annotation, biological process: regulation of transcription by RNA polymerase II. Bases 183 to 1739 code for a protein of 518 amino acids.